AUGUCCGGACUUUGGGCUCAAGUCGUAACUCAAUACGACACCUUUACGGUCGAAGUGAUUGGAUCUCUUGCUAUCCAGAUCCUCUUUUGGUGGAUUCCCUGUGCCGGUUUUGUUUUCCUCGAUCAACUGGCGCCUUCUUUUGCUGCCAAACACAAGAUCCAACCUGCCCCAAAGCAGCCCACAUCUUCUGAUAUCUUUAAUGCGGUCGUUAUCUCUAUCAGAAACCAACUGAUUGUCAUUGGAUUGCAAGUCAUUCCUACCAUCCUCACAAACAGGCCUUCCCCGUUCAAGAUUACAGCAUCGUUACCAUCUGCAAAAGAUUUCAUUCUUGAUUUCACAGUCUGUCUGAUUGCACGAGAGAUUUUAUUCUACUACUCCCAUCGGCUGCUCCAUGUACCUUGCCUAUACCGCCGUAUCCACAAGAUUCAUCAUAAAUUCACCGCCCCCGUGUCGUUCGCCUCGCAGUAUGCUCAUCCUAUCGAGCAUAUUGUUGCCAACACGAUUCCCAUUGUUCUUCCGCCCAUGUUAUUGCAAACUCACAUCCUGACCAUGUGGGCGUUUGUUUCCUGGCAGCUCAUCGAGACGGCGACCGUCCAUAGUGGCUACGAUUUCUUUGGGGGUGCGGCAUAUCGUCAUGAUCGACAUCAUGAGAGGUUCAAUGUUCAUUUUGGAGGCAUGCCGUUGUUGGACUGGUUGCAUGGUACUGACGACAGUAUAACUCUGUCGAGGAAAACCAAUUGA
This is a messenger RNA of Fusarium venenatum, 741 nucleotides long. RefSeq names its product fatty acid hydroxylase superfamily-domain-containing protein. Gene Ontology annotation, biological process: sterol biosynthetic process. The record is from RefSeq and is a predicted model, not a curated record. Gene Ontology annotation, molecular function: C-4 methylsterol oxidase activity; iron ion binding. Gene Ontology annotation, cellular component: endoplasmic reticulum membrane. Lineage: Eukaryota; Fungi; Ascomycota; Sordariomycetes; Hypocreales; Nectriaceae.